AUGACGGAGUUGGUGACCCGUGGGAAUUUGACUACGGUGACUGAGUUCCUCUUCUCUGGGUUCCCACAUCUGCCUGAAGGUGGCGUCCUCUUCUUCGUUCUUCUGCUUCUCACCUACGGAUUUAUCGUAACUGGGAACCUAAUGAUAUUCAUCGUCGUCCGGCUGGACAGGGCCCUGCACACCCCCAUGUAUUUCUUCAUCAGCGUCCUCUCUUUCCUGGAGGUCUGGUACACCACGACCACCAUCCCCAAGAUGCUCUCCAGCCUGAUCAGUGAGCACAAGACCAUCUCUGUGGCUGGCUGCCUCCUACAGAUGUAUUUCUUAGACUCCCUGGGCAUCACAGAAGGCUGCGUCCUGACGGCCAUGGCCACUGACAGGUACAUCGCCAUCUGCAGGCCUCUCCGGUACGCGACCAUCAUGACUCCCAGGCUGUGCACCCAGCUGGUCGCUGGGUCCUGCGUCUGUGGCUUCCUCCUUGUGCUUCCCGAGAUCGUGUGGAUUGCCACCCUGCCUUUCUGUGGCUACCAGAUCCGGCAGAUAUUCUGCGACUUUACACCUGUGCUGAGCUUGGCCUGCACGGACACGUCCCCGGCGGUCAUUGUGGACGCCAUCCAUGCAGGGGAGAUUGUGGCCUCCUUCCUGGCCAUCGCCCUAUCCUACAUCCGGAUCGUCAUGGUGAUUCUGGGGAUGCCCUUGGCCGAGGGCCGCCGCAAGGCCUUUUCUACCUGCGCCGCCCACCUGGCUGUGUUCUUGCUGUUUUUCGGCAGUGUCGCUGUCAUGUACCCGCGAUUCUCAGCCACCUACUCCGUAUUUUGGGACACAGCAAUUGCUAUCACUUUUGUCAUCCUUGCCCCCUUCCUGAACCCCAUUAUCUACAGCCUCAGAAACAAGGACAUGAAAGAUGCUCUUGGAAGGCUUUUCUGCCGUCGGAGGAGGGCUAGUGGGGUCGGGGAUAGAUCUAGAGGCUGAUAGAUAGAUCUUGACUUGUUCGUGAGUGUGCUCUGUUUCUAUUGGCACAACUACUCACUCUGUUAUUACAAACAAGAACAGAAAACUGCUGUG
This is a messenger RNA of Acinonyx jubatus (cheetah), 1062 nucleotides long. RefSeq names its product olfactory receptor 6K6. Gene Ontology annotation, biological process: G protein-coupled receptor signaling pathway. Gene Ontology annotation, molecular function: G protein-coupled receptor activity; olfactory receptor activity. Gene Ontology annotation, cellular component: membrane. The record is from RefSeq and is a predicted model, not a curated record. NCBI's taxonomy places the organism in Eukaryota, Metazoa, Chordata, Mammalia, Carnivora, Felidae.